AUGGAGACGCAAGAAAAGCCCACGCCGGUGUUCCUAUUUGCUCAUGGCUCGACCAUGAUGUUAGGAGAGGAAUCAGAGCCCGCUCGAAUCUGGGAGGAAGUAGGAAAGGAGGCCUUACGGCGCGGAAUCAAGCGGAUCGUGAUGAUGGGUGCCCACUGGGAAACUACUGGCGACGCCAUUGAAGACAGUAUGAACCCAAAUCCACAGAAGCUCCCCAUGGGUGGCGUCAAAGACAGCCGAUAUUUGCCCUAUAAAUUGGCCCCUGACCUCGAAGGAGGAGAAAGGGUGCUGAGCAUGCUUCGUAGCGCGGGGUUCAAUGCCAGAGCGGCUCCCAGAUUCGACUGGAUCCACGAUACCUUCCUAGUCAUCAUUCGCAUGUUUCCUCACUGCGUGCCGAUUCCCACCACGCUUGUUUCCAUGAAUGCUCGCUAUGACCCACACUUCCAUGUCAAGAUGGGAGCCACCCUACGUCCAUUGCGGUACGAAAAUACCCUUAUCAUCGGCAGUGGCGGGUCCGUCCACAAUCUGUAUCGAAACCACUGGGAGCAUAUGUUCCGCUUCAGUGACAACUUCGCCCAGCCAGUUCCGCCCGAUGCCUGGGCCUUGCAAUUCCGCCAGGCUGUGGAAGAUGUAGUCAUACACAAUACUGGGCCUGCCCUGCGCCGUGCAAUGUCCCGCUUGAUGAAGCACCCGCGGUACCGAGACGCUCAUGGCACCGAUGAUCACUGGAUGGCUUCCCUGUUUGUUGCUGGAGCUGCAGGAAGGGUAGGAGACCAGGGCCCAAACAUGAUGCUGGGAGAAUGUUGGGAAUUGGUCAACAUGUGUAACACCCAAUACCAAUUGGGAUCGUGGGACUGA
Molecule: messenger RNA, 858 nt
Organism: Aspergillus alliaceus
Lineage: Eukaryota; Fungi; Ascomycota; Eurotiomycetes; Eurotiales; Aspergillaceae
Product: DODA-type extradiol aromatic ring-opening family dioxygenase
Exons: 3
Coding region: 1-858 (285 amino acids)
Molecular function (GO): oxidoreductase activity, acting on single donors with incorporation of molecular oxygen; zinc ion binding; ferrous iron binding
Source: RefSeq, a predicted model, not a curated record